Messenger RNA from Carassius auratus (goldfish), 1133 nucleotides. RefSeq names its product RAB3C, member RAS oncogene family (gene rab3c). The record is from RefSeq and is a predicted model, not a curated record. Lineage: Eukaryota; Metazoa; Chordata; Actinopteri; Cypriniformes; Cyprinidae. Gene Ontology annotation, molecular function: GTP binding; GTPase activity. The transcript is spliced from 5 exons. Bases 120 to 794 code for a protein of 224 amino acids.
CAUCACUGCAUCCAACAUUUAUCCCAACAGCCGACUCCACCUCUCCAAAAACGAAAAAAAAAAAACUAUAUUUUAUUAGGAUUAAAUAAGAAUCCGUUCAUUGUAUUCUCUUUAAAACAAUGGAGUUAUACGGAAAGAUGGCUGCUACGCAAGACAACAAACAAAAGGAGAACUCUGAUCAAAACUUUGAUUACAUGUUCAAGUUGUUGAUCAUUGGGAACAGCAGCGUUGGAAAAACAUCCUUUCUCUUCCGCUACGCUGAUGAUACUUUCACAUCUGCCUUUGUCAGUACGGUUGGCAUCGACUUUAAGGUCAAAACUGUAUAUAAGAACGACAAAAGGAUCAAGCUUCAGAUCUGGGACACAGCUGGGCAGGAAAGGUACAGGACUAUCACCACUGCCUACUACAGAGGGGCCAUGGGCUUCAUCCUAAUGUAUGACAUUACUAACGAAGAGUCUUUUGCUGCUGUGCAGGACUGGGCGACCCAGAUUAAGACAUACUCUUGGGACAAUGCCCAGGUAAUCCUCGCAGGAAACAAAUGCGACAUGGAGGAAGAGAGGAUAGUUUCUGUGGACAGCGGGAGACUGCUAGCAGAACAGCUGGGAUUUGAGUUUUUUGAGACAAGUGCAAAGGACAACAUCAACAUCAAGCAGACUUUUGAACGCUUGGUGGACAUAAUUUGCGACAAGAUGUCAGACACACUUGAGGCCGACCCCUCGGUCACCACAGGAACGCCCACAGCCCGUCUGACGGACAACGUGUCGCCCCCGCAGCAGUCUGACUGUAGCUGCUAGUGUUCUCCGUCCAGGCCGUUCACUUCUGUCUUCUGACACAGAAUAAGUUACUGAACCUCAAAUCUUUGACCUGGCUUUUGGUGUUAAUGACAUAGCAAAUUAGCAAGAUUGUGCCAAACACAAGUGUCAAACUUUGUCCUUCCUUUAUGCCAUUAUACCAGUAUAAAGGUCUUUUUUCAGGGGUUGUUAGUGUACCUGUAUUCCCUGCACUGCAAAAUCUCUCCUAUUACCGUAUUUUUCGGACUAUAUGUCGCACCUGAGUAUAAGUCGCACCGGUCCAAAAAUACGUCAUGAUGAGGAAAAAAACAUAUAUAAGUCACACUGGACUGUAAGUCGCAU